Messenger RNA from Sporothrix schenckii 1099-18, 348 nucleotides. RefSeq lists its product as uncharacterized. The record is from RefSeq and is a predicted model, not a curated record. The transcript has a single exon. The coding region runs from base 1 to 348 and encodes 115 amino acids. Lineage: Eukaryota; Fungi; Ascomycota; Sordariomycetes; Ophiostomatales; Ophiostomataceae.
AUGCACGUCUUGGGACUAGAGCUGAAGGCUGGGGGAGACGCCGCCACAGUCGAGGCCGACAACGAGAGGGCGUGGAAGAAAAACAGCCUUCAAGCGGAGCUAUUUUUCGCGGACCAAAUCGUCCCCUUGUCGAGUCCUCUCAUAUCCGCAGUUGUUGCCAAGUGUGAGUUUAGGUCCGAGGCCUCGUUUCCGGCCUCGUGUUAUGUCUUGAGGCGUCUGGGGAUGGAAUGGGGGCUUGGGGCCGUGUGGGUUGGCGGCGGGGGGCGUGGCAGCCACAUCUCUUGGUCCUUCACUUGGCUGGCACUAGAUUCGAUUCUAGCACAAAUAGAGGCGCCGAGCGCCUGUUAG